Messenger RNA from Paraglomus brasilianum, 645 nucleotides. The record is from the annotation of a GenBank genome assembly. NCBI's taxonomy places the organism in Eukaryota, Fungi, Glomeromycota, Glomeromycetes, Paraglomerales, Paraglomeraceae.
CAUUAUCUCGCGAAGAGAGCUGAAGUAUUCGAUCCAGAGAAGGCAUCACAUAUUGUAAAGGGCUCACCAUCGAUUGGGAGUGACACUGUUUAUUUUUCUAUUGUUGAUGAUUAUGGGAACGCAUGCAGUUUUAUCGCGGCAGUUCCAAAAGACUGUGGCUUCUCACUCCAGUGCCGUGGGUCAGGGUUUGUCUUACAGGAAGGCCAUCCUAACUGUGUUGCUCCAAGCAAGCGACCAUAUCAUACGAUUAUUCCAUCUUUGGCCACCAAGCAUGAUGAGUUGUGGGUUUGCUUUGGAGUUAUGGGCGGAGAUAUGCAGCCACAAGGCCAUGUACAAGUAAUCUUAAACCUGCUCGAAUUUGGUUUCAAUCCCCAGAUGGCUCUCGACGCACCACGCAUUCGUCUUGCCCCUGGAGACGACGAAGCAGAUGGGCAAUCAUACUACGUGUGCGUCGAAGAGGCCAUGGACGAAAACGUUGUAAACAAGCUGGGUGAACUAGGUCAUCGGGUAAAAGUGAUUACAGGAUGGGAGAGGUCUAUGUUUGGCAGAGGCCAGGUGGUGCAAUUGAUCAAAGAUAAGAAGGGGGGUAGGUUAUGGGCUGCUGGAAGCGACUGUAGAGGAGACGGAUGUGCUUUGGGGUGGUAA